AUGUUGUCAGUCUGCGGUCGGGCUGGUUGUCGAUUUCCAAUUGAGGUUGACCGGAUAAUAUGUCGCGCGUGCUCACUUCCUUUUCAUCGUGAGUGUUCCAACCUCUCACCAGAAGACUAUGAUAACAAGUUGAAUUCUGAAAAUUGGUUGUGCUUAAGGUGCAUUUCCAUAGAUACCGCUAAAUCCAACAACAAUUCCCCAACAGAAUCUUCCCCAACUUCUGCCAAGAUCUCCCGUCUCGAUUCACCGCAAGUCAUAUCUUACGUUACCAGCAACCCUAAUAAGUUGAGGGAAACUUCAGAAAUACUCGGUGAACAGUAUUCAAAUAUGCUAAAACAAGUGAAUAUAGAUCUGCCAGAAUACCAAGGCACAAUCGAAGAGAUCGCCCAGCUUAAGUGUCGUUACGCAGCAGAGAAGGUUGACGGACCCGUGCUAGUUGAAGAUACCAGUCUUGGAUUUGAUGCUUUGAAGGGAAUGCCUGGCCCCUACAUCAAAUGGUUCCUUAAAGCUGUGGGGCCUGAGGGUCUUUACAAAAUGCAGGUUGGAUUUGGACCUGAGAACAACGGUGCUGAGGCUAUUUGCACGUUCGCCUAUUCAUCGGGCAAAGACAGACCAGUUCGCCUGUUCCAGGGUGUCACGCGAGGUCGGAUAGUCGAGCCACGGGGCGUCUCCAGGUUCGGCUGGGACCCCUGUUUCCAGCCCGAUGAGGGCCACGGUCAGACCUACGCAGAGAUGGACAAAGAACUAAAGAAUGCCAUUUCUCAUCGAUUCAAAGCUGCCAACAAACUGCGAGAGUUCUUGAAGUCCAGACUUACCUCAGGCAGUACCAGUUAG
Messenger RNA from Mesocestoides corti, 834 nucleotides. Lineage: Eukaryota; Metazoa; Platyhelminthes; Cestoda; Cyclophyllidea; Mesocestoididae. The record is from the annotation of a GenBank genome assembly.